This is a messenger RNA of Vanessa atalanta (red admiral), 3813 nucleotides long. RefSeq names its product neurogenic protein mastermind-like. Gene Ontology annotation, cellular component: nuclear speck. Gene Ontology annotation, biological process: positive regulation of transcription by RNA polymerase II; Notch signaling pathway. The coding region runs from base 562 to 2673 and encodes 703 amino acids. Lineage: Eukaryota; Metazoa; Arthropoda; Insecta; Lepidoptera; Nymphalidae. The record is from RefSeq and is a predicted model, not a curated record. The transcript has 9 exons. Gene Ontology annotation, molecular function: transcription coactivator activity.
ACUUACUGGUGUUGUGUGUUUGUAGUUAGAUUACAAAAGUGAACUUUUGAAAUGUUUUUAAAAUAAACCAGUAUUAUCUAAACUAAUAUCAAAUAAAAAAAAUCCGUAUUUCUUCUUUACUACCAACUUUAUACCAUUUUAUUAUUAAGUGUCAUGAAACAAAAUAUUUUUUUCUGUGGAUGAUUGGGCCCUGACUUCAUAACUUGUUUUAUUCUACAUUUGUUUUAUGACUAUUACUAUCAAUCUCCGACUUUUGUUAGAUGUUUUAAAAAUAAUGCUCUAGACCGUGUCGUGUUUAAAACAAAUUGAAAUAAUUAAGUGCUUCAGACUCAAGUGUCAAUAUGAAAAAUGUACUCAGUGUAUUCAGGACGAAUUGCUAUUUUUUAAUAGUGUUAUCGCAACUACGUUGUAGUACUUAGUGGAUUCAAGUUUUGAGAAGAAAUAGAGUAUGAGGGGGCAAAGGUAAAGUGCCAAGCAGUCACCACCGUGGAGCAUCUGGUGGGAGGCGGUGGCGCGGGUGGCCUGCUGCCCGGCGCCUCGCCCGCCCAGCAUCCACCUAAUAUGCUGCAGCCAAUGGAAGAAAUGAUUCUUCCACCUAAACGUCAAGCUGUUGUUGACAGACUAAGGCGAAGAAUAGAAACGUAUAGAAGACGUCAGUCGGAAUGCGUGCCAAGAUUCGACCAGUCAUUCAGUGGAGCUUGCGAACAGCAGAAUCUUGAGACGAGCGCGCUCCAAAAACGUUUUCUGGAGGGCAAGGCCAAGCGACAGGCGAAGAAGACUGACCGGAAGCCCGACCUGCCUGCCAUUAGCAGCAAUCUGCACAGCAGCGUGCAUGUGAGCUGUCAACAAAAAUUCGGUUGUGGUGAUUACGAGCCACCAGCUAAAUUACAAUGUGGUGGUAAUAACAAUACCGGAAGUGGAGCUGGCGAAGGGCUAACUAAGUUUUCUGUUGAAAUAGUCCAGCAGCUCGAAUUUACCACCUCCGCAGCGGACUCGCAACCGCAACAGAUCUCUACGAACGUGACAGUGAAAGCGCUCGCCAACGCGGUGAAAACAUCCGGCUCGCCGCCGCCGCAGCAACCUCCGCGCGUACCGUCCCCCUUAGAUUGCGAGCGGGAAUGCAAAGCCGAAUGCAAAUCGGAGGUGGCCGACGACGAAUUCGUCGGUCUCGACGAGUGUGCGGCGGCUCUGGAACGAGAUGCCGCCUCAGCGUUCCCAGGUCUUGCCGAUCUCAUCGGCGAGGACGACGGAGAUGACGCAUUCGAAUACCUCAUCACUGAAAUAUCCGAGUAUCCCGAGCUCAUGAAAGACUUUGAUCUUGAUGGCGGGAAAGUUAAUGGAGGAGGCGGAAUGGGUAAUCACGAACCGCCGGAAGGUGAACCUGCACCCCGACCCUAUGGUGGAGGCGAAAUGUCUCCCGCAGCGCAGACGCUGAAACAUAUGGCAGAGCAACAUCAGCAGGCUGCAGGAGGGGACUGGGCGCGCUACCGUGGCUACGGAGGAUAUCGGCCUCGACCUACACAGCCUCCCAUGGAACAUCUACACAUGUCUCAACAGCAGCAGCUCCAUCUCUCACAACCGCAUCACAAUUUGCAAGUGUCCGCAGCGCAACAUAUGCAAGUGAGCGGCGCGGGCGGCGGUCACGUGUCAGCGGCGGCGCAGCAGGGCAUGUAUGCCUCCUUCCAGCACCAAGGCACUCCAUCUCCACAGCAUCAUCAAGGUAACGGGUGCGACUCGUACUCGGUGUCUCAGUCGCAGAGCAUUAACUUUUCUCCAUCGAUGCGACCGCGGCCGACCGGGCCUCCGCAGCAGAACCAAGGACCUGGACAGGGACCAACGCUGGGGAUAGCAGCGGCUGGGAUAUCGCGCGAGCAGCAAGCCAAACUGCUGCAACAACAGCAGCAGCAGAUGUUGCGCGCACAGCAGCAGCAGAUGCGGCCCCCGCCGCCGGAGUACAAGGCGCGCUUCGCAGGCGCGCCCGCCGGCCCGCGCCGCCCCGCCGCGCCCGCGCCGCGCGCCUUCGCGCCGCACGCCCGCCAGUACGCGCCCGACUGGCGGCACGUGCUCAUACAGCAGCAGACCGCCAGGCAGCAGUUCCCGCACCACCACCAAGGCUUCAAUAUGGGUGGUAUGGGGGGUAUGGGCAAUGUGGGCGGAGUGAGCAGUAUGGCACAGCAACAGCAGUUACAAAUGCAGCAGGCGCGUCUGCAGCAACAGCAGCAACUAAUGCAGCAUCAACAGCAAAGGGCAUCAAAUCAGCAACAGUCUUCAAUGUCACAUCUAAUUAUGCAACAAAAUCAAAUGAUGAGCGUGCAAGGACAGAUGCCAAACAUCCACAUGUCGCAGUCGCAGAGCAUGAGCAUGCAGCAGGCCGGCAUGGGCGGCCUCAGUGCGCACGCGCCCAUGCAGCCCAUGCAGCCCACUCAGCAGCCCAUGCACGCGCAGACCAACGCCAUGCAGAACUCCAUCAUGUCUCAGAACGGACCCAUGCAGGGCAACGGAAACAACCCUCACCAUUUCUCCUCCCUUCACUCGGCGUCUUCCUUCACCGGACAAACUGCAGACUUCAAUCUCGACUUCCUCGAUAACAUGCCUUCCACGGACGCCAGCAAUCUCACCGCUCAGGAGUUGCUCAACUCGCUGGACAACUCCUUCCUCAACGAUAUCCUAUGAGUGGCUCGAUAGGAUGCCCGAUCGAAUGCCGAUGAACCCGGCAUGCGGUCGAUCGAUGUCUUGUCAUUUUCUCUCAUUGUCGUCGAUGUCCUCAUAUUACAUUAACUCGCGACCAACGUGCAACUAAUUGUGACCAAAGUUUUCAACCAGAUAACGUGGCGCCGCCGCGGUUCUUCCGAUGUUUUUUAAACAUUUCUGAUACGUUGUUUUAUAUAAACUAUAUUUAUUCUAAAAGAAUUCCAUUUCUUAGAGUUUAUAGUUUUUAUGGUUGUUCAUGCAUAGUUCGUUUGUAAAAAUAUUGUAUAGUAAGGUUGUUUAUAGAAUAUUAAAAUAAUUAAAAUUAGUAGCGGAAUAUUCUCACAUGACUUAAUUUUAUCUUUGUGAGAUAUUUAAUUUCCUCAUUUUUUGCGAAGUAGUCUUUAUAUACUAUGUAUAUUUAUUACAAAUAUUAAUAUAAGUAAAUAGCACAAAAGACAUUUCAACGAUUUUAUUUACACGCUUAUAAAUUUAUUUAUCGAAAUGGCGACAUAAAUUGGGGCAAUACAUUUAUAACGUCUGUAAUAUUAUAAUAGAGGUAAAUUGACAUUACAAUAUAGUUUAUUGUUUUCUGGACCUCCAUUUAAAACCUUGCUGAUAAUCUUUCGUCACUAAGCAGGCGCUGAGUUAUUGGAAUUGUGUUUGUAAUUAUUUAUACGAUUGAUGUCUCUUCAGUCGGGUUCAAGAUUGUUAGCGAGGUUUCAUUUUCCGCCUGUGAACGACCCAAUCUAUUUUAAUUUAUAGUGCAAAUGUAAAUUUUAUUAAUUAAGUUUAUUUUAAGGUCAUUCCUGUACCUAAGAUGUAAUUAGUAGAUUAUACUGUGAUGUCGGUCUCAAUGGUCUAUAGGUUAAAAUAGAAUCAAUUAUUAUGAAUAGAAUAUUGUUAUUGUUAAGGAUCUCAUGUAUCACAUAGGGUUUGUGGGAUUCUGGAAUAUUCAGAAUGUUGGUUUCUUUUUUACCUUUAUUCAACAAGUUCUGUCAAUAUGUUAUUAAAUUUAACUUAUCGUAUACAUAUGUAUAUUAUACAUUAUGAACAUUUUACAAUUUUAGAUGGCAUUAAAAUUUAUAUUCUAAUUAAAAAAGCAUAGCUAAAUAAGAAAAAAAC